Neocloeon triangulifer is the source of this 1586-nucleotide messenger RNA. RefSeq names its product ERI1 exoribonuclease 2-like. The transcript is spliced from 7 exons. Gene Ontology annotation, biological process: exonucleolytic trimming to generate mature 3'-end of 5.8S rRNA from tricistronic rRNA transcript (SSU-rRNA, 5.8S rRNA, LSU-rRNA). The record is from RefSeq and is a predicted model, not a curated record. Lineage: Eukaryota; Metazoa; Arthropoda; Insecta; Ephemeroptera; Baetidae. Bases 130 to 1290 code for a protein of 386 amino acids. Gene Ontology annotation, molecular function: 3'-5'-RNA exonuclease activity; nucleic acid binding.
UUUAUUAUCAGACACAUGAUUUUUCCCGCUGUUGUUGGUUUUGAUGAUGAGCUUUUAGUUUUGACUCUUGAGAGUUGACUUUUGUUGUUUUUGUCAUAAUCCAACAUAAACAACGAAAAAUAGUCUAAGAUGCCUUCUAAAUCAGCAGACAUUGAGGAUUCCAGCAAGAAAUCUACCCGUCUAACAAGGAGCAGUAGCAAGAAACUGGCUGUUGCUGAAAAUCUGGGGAUGAAAAAGACUAGAGUGCAGUUAAACUUUGAUGAUCUUAAAACGCCGACCAAUUCUCCAGCGCUGAAAAAAGUUAGAGCCUCGACAUUGACGAACAGUGGUCUGAAGACAAGAUCAAAAGACAAAACCUUGGAGUCGGCUGUGCAAAACCUGCUGAAUGUGGCAGCGAAGUGUAACAGCACCAACAUCUGUCUAUCCUAUCUAGAGUUGCCAAAGCUUGAUGCAAAGAAAUUUACAGAUUCAAAGGGAAAUGUAAGAGCCGCAGUUCCGAAGCAAUUGGAGGGCAUUCCGAACAUAGAUUUGCAAAGACCAAUAAUAUGGAAAACAACAAAUUUGGCAGGGUCAAUAAAACUGCCUGAAGCACCAUCAUUUUUAAUGCAAAAUACAGUUCCAGCGCAAUUGUCCCACCAGAAAAACAUGCUCAAAUAUCUCAUUAUAAUAGAUUUUGAGUCAACUUGCUGGGAGGACAGAGUCGGGAAUUCCCUGCCACCUCCUGAAGUCAUAGAAUUUCCUGCAGUUCUUGUCAACCUGCAAACUGGCGUAAUAGAGGAUCGGUUUCAACAGUAUGUUAUGCCAAUGGAGGAGCCAAAACUAAGUGAUUUUUGCCAAAAAUUUACAGGAAUCACUCAACAGCAAGUCGACGCAGGCAUUCCAUUGAGUGUUAGCUUAAAACUGUUCUUAAGCUGGGUAGACGCUGUUGUUGCCCAGAGGGAGAUGGUCGCUUUUGAAGGCAGCAGCUUAUCCAAUUUAAAUCAUCCAAAAACUGCAUUUUUUUCAAUAGCAACAUGGACUGAUUGGGACCUUAAGCUAUGUUUGAAUAAUGAAUGCUCCAGGAAGAGCAUAAACUUUCCAACUCUACUGAAGCGAUGGAUUGAUUUGAAAUCUGCAUUCAGGCAAAAUUACGGUUGGACUCCUAAAGGCCUGAAAGGAGCUCUUGAAGAUCUGGGGCUAACUUUUGAAGGUCGAGAGCACUCUGGUUUAAAUGAUGCCAUAAACACAGCCAGGCUCUCUUAUCGAAUGGUGUGCGAUGGAUCGGUCUUUGACCAGUUUUCAGAAAUUUAGAGGAUCUUAGGUGUUUAUAAUAUUAUUCUAGCUUAAAAGCUCUUAUACUAAAUUAAAAGAAUAAAAAUUAAUCGUUUAAGAGGGUAGAACAAAAAAAUCAUAAAAUAUCUGAUAAUUGUUUUACGCAGAAGUGAUUUUAAUCAAUAUGACUGAAUAGUUUUAAAGUAUUUUUGUAUACCUCUUCUUCCACAAAAUUUAUCUCCUCGUCACGACACUGGCUCACAAUUUCCAAAAUGUGCCUGCAAUUAUGUAAAAAAAUGUAAAUUCUGAUUGAAUUGAAAAUUUAAAUUUACCUC